CCAGCGCCGCCGCCUGCGUCCGGCACUCGGCCAAGAAGCGCCCGAAGAUGAGCCAGAUCGUGAGGGCGCUGGAGGGCGACAUGUCGCUGGAGGACCUGAACGACGGGGUGCGGCCGGGGCAGAGCAGGCUGUUCGGGGAGGGGGCGGGGUCGUGCAGUUCCGACAUGAACCGGACCAAAGUGGUGGUCGUGGCGAGCCCCGAGUACAGCGGCAGGUUCGGACGGCCCUCGCCGGUCAGCAGCGACAGGCCAAUCUCCGACGAGAUGAGUCCGGCGGAGAGACAGCAGCCGCACCUCUGACCGAUUCUGUGGUUUUCUCCUUGCCGUACGUCUGGGUAGUUUGUUCAUGUGCUAUUUCUAACAUUUCGUGUUACCGAUUAGUGUUGGUGUGGAGAACCAUACAUGUCAUGUUUGGACAUAGAAAGAGCCAUUGAAAAGGUUUCUUUCUUCUGUAGACAACAGCAAUGCAUUUAUAUAAAAACAAUAAUGUACGUACUCAACUAAACUGAAAAAUAUUGUGUUGCUCUUGACAC
This is a messenger RNA of Triticum urartu, 532 nucleotides long. The record is from RefSeq and is a predicted model, not a curated record. NCBI's taxonomy places the organism in Eukaryota, Viridiplantae, Streptophyta, Magnoliopsida, Poales, Poaceae.